Molecule: messenger RNA, 609 nt
Organism: Mercurialis annua (annual mercury)
Lineage: Eukaryota; Viridiplantae; Streptophyta; Magnoliopsida; Malpighiales; Euphorbiaceae
Exons: 3
Coding region: 65-361 (98 amino acids)
Source: RefSeq, a predicted model, not a curated record
UAGGGGAAAAUAGCGGAAACGACGACAAGAACCAGAUAAGCAUAGCUUAUUAGCAGAGAGGGAGAUGGAGAAGUACUUCGGAAAUGCAUACAGAGGAGACCCAGGAGUUCCUCAUGCCGACCCGGACCGAUUCUUUAACAUUUGGAUCGGGUCUGCUGCUUUUUCUGUCAUGACCUUCAUCAAUCCUUACAUGUGGCACCUCACUAAUCAGUUCAAUUGGCAUGACAAAGCAUUUCUAUUUGAGCAGUACCACUGGAAGAAAGCUAUGAAGAAGAAUGAGCCAUACCAAUUUAAGUGGAAUGAAAUGGACAGAGAGAUCCGAGACAAUUAUUAUAUCAACUGGCCUGUUUAUUUCCCUUAGCUUUCUGUUCCUUGGAAGGGAUCUGUGGGAAAUGCAAGCUUAUAUGCCUUAUUUACAAUCUCGUGUUUGUAUUGGUGGCUUAAGCAAUUGAUAAUUGGAGUUUUAUUUCUUCUUUUUUGUAUUAAUGGAUCUUUGAAUAGCUUUUCAGUGCAUAAGACAUUGAGAAAGAGUAGCAAGCGAAUGGUUUAUAUGUGCUCCUUGGUUGAACCUUGAAAUCUUUACAGUUGUAGUUGGUUUUGAAACAUGAA